AUGGCGCGCCUCGCCACCAUCCUCAGCUUUGGGGACCACGCCGAGGAGGGCACCGACGCCUUCCCAGAGCCGCAGGAGGACUACCAGCAAGAACACGACAAUGACGACAACGCAGCGUCAGACGCCAGCGGCGACAACUUCAAGUUCGCGUUCGCGCGGCCGCUGGCGCCGGCGGGCAGGGAGGCGCUGACCGACGACCUCUUCGCGCACGGCAGCAUCCUCCCGGCCUACCCGGUCUUCCACCGCCGCCAGGCCCACGAGGACGAUGCCUUGGCCUCGGCCACCUCCGUGAUGGCGCCGCCCUCGCCGGACACGUACUGCGCGUGGGCGCCGCGGUCCGCACCAGGGUCGCCCACGCGCGAGCCGGCUGCCUUCCCCAAGAGCGCGUCCACGGGCACGGGCGAGGCCGCGUGCCGGUUCCGCCUGGGCGACAUCCUCGGCUCCGGCGGCCGCUCCCACAGCAACGGUAAGGAGAAGUUCCUCUUCCUCCAGCCGACCCUCGCCAAGCCCAAGCCCAGGACCAGCGCAUUAUGCGCUGCCGCCGGAGGAGACAACCGCGCCGCCAAGAAAACACAUGCGCAGCCGCAGCAGAAGCAGAGCAAGAAGAAGGGGGCGGCCGCCGCUCCGACGGAGAUGGACAUGGCCACCGCGCACAGGCAGCAGUACGAAACUCAUAUUCCAUGGAAGUACAAGGUACAUGUGAAGGGAAUUUGA
Molecule: messenger RNA, 714 nt
Organism: Triticum dicoccoides
Lineage: Eukaryota; Viridiplantae; Streptophyta; Magnoliopsida; Poales; Poaceae
Exons: 2
Coding region: 1-714 (237 amino acids)
Source: RefSeq, a predicted model, not a curated record